AUCCAACAGGCCGCUCUACAGGUAUGCUGCAGUUCACUUGUAUUUGCACCAGCCAUGAGCGUAGCGAAGAGGAAGUUUACUUCUCACGACUGCAAGACCUUGGUGUCGGCAUCGAGCGACACGACGGUCAAGCUGUGGGACGCUAACACGGGCGCGGUGCAGCAAACGCUCGAGGGCCAUUUAAAGGCGGUCAUGAUGGUGGCCUUCUCGCCGGACAGCAAGGUGCUAGCGUCGGCAUCGCACGACAAGACAGUCAAGCUGUGGGAUGCUAACACAAGUGCAGAGCUGCAGGCCCUUGAAGACUAUUUGAAGGCGCUCAUUAUGGUGGACUUCUCUCCAGACGGUAAGGUGCUGGCGUCGGCAUCGCUCGACACGACGAUCACGCCCACGGAUGAUAUGGUACAAACUUUCCAAAGUAGCGCUGAUCCUCGCGUCAUUUUGUUCUCCAAUGACGGAACAUUUCUCGAGACUCAACAAGGGAUUAUGCGUGUUCCCUCUUUCUUUCCUAGUGAAGCAACUUACACUCCAAAUCUUAUAAGCGAAAUAUCGCUCAGGGAGGAGGGGCUUACCUAG
Lindgomyces ingoldianus is the source of this 573-nucleotide messenger RNA. Its product is annotated as WD40 repeat-like protein. The transcript is spliced from 3 exons. Lineage: Eukaryota; Fungi; Ascomycota; Dothideomycetes; Pleosporales; Lindgomycetaceae. Gene Ontology annotation, molecular function: protein binding. The annotation marks the transcript as partial. The record is from RefSeq and is a predicted model, not a curated record.